CUGCCCAGUCCAUCCUCAUUGCUGCAAGCCCAGGUUGGGGCCUGUGAUACGACAACGUCACAGAAUCAUCUGCCUAGUGUUCGGGCUCUUCACUGCCUCAUACUUCAAACUCCUCUCUCCUUCAAAGCUCCUGACUCUUCUUCCUACCUGCGCAUCAUACGAGUCGCUCACAAGGACCCCGCAUUUAUAUCCCACGACCCCGCAACGGACGACAACAACGUACACGGAGCAACGCCACAGCAGAUUCGGAAGCGCAUAAAGAAUACCAGACGUGUGCUUGCUUCUUGAAGUUAUGGAUGGCCAACGGCGCCAAGGACGAGCCGACGAGGAGCUUUUUAUGCGCCCUCCAGCCUCAAAUGACCCAGAGACUCCUACCGUGGGCCCUCUAAGGAUUCAAAAGAAGGACAACUCACCAGUCUCGCCCGCCCAGCGUACCGGAUCCGCAGACAGUGCCUCAGCAGCUUAUGGUCGGGCGGCGCAACAAGCUUUCCCACCUCCUACCAAAGCCCCCACUGCUCCUCUACCAUAUCCUGACGAUCGCCCGGCCGCGCGGCCAGUAUACAGCCCAAUGUCUUCAGAAAGAGAACGAAGCUCGAAGAAUCCGACAGCAGUGGAAAGUGGAAGACGUCGAUCGAAUACCAGCCAAACUUCUGGUUCCCCUUCAACCAGAGUCAAAUUCGAUGCGAACGAUCCGAACCGACCAACAUUAUCAGGCUAUGCGCAGCAGCAGGCUGCGCCAAAGCAGUCCCUCGGCGAGAGGAGAGGGACCGCUCCGAAACCUUUGCCACAAUCUCCAGGACCAGAGACGCCUGACAAGGAAGAUCUGUUCCAGAAGGCACCCCGUCCUCCAGGGGUACCGGGGGAUGCUGCAAACGCAAAUCCGUACCCAGAAUACCACCAGCAAUACUGGCCUCCACCCAAUGGAGGUGGCUCUAAAGGCUCGGGUCUCAAAAUACCAAAUCCCGGAGGCGUCAACCGCCUGAGUUCGACAGCCUCGAACGCCACCACGAAAGCACAACGUGGUUCUCCUCCACCUCCAGAAACCCCAAUAGUCGGGCCUCCAGAUGGUGAUAUCGAAGCACGCUAUGCAGCUGCAGGCAUUGCCGGAACAUCAACUCUCAGUAACAUACAAGCACAAAGCGCAGCUGCUUCCCAAAGACAGAAUCAAUACGGAAGUCCGCCCCCAAUUAGGACGAAUGUCGGUGGGGGACAACCCGUCCAGCAACCCACGCCGCCGCCUCAAAUUCAACAACAGCAGCAGCCUCCAAGACGGCCGUGGACACCGACUGAGCAGCCAGGGAGUCAGCCUCAUGGACCACCGAUGGUAUACCAAGGGCCUACAGAAGUCAGAGGAUCUUCGCCCGCUGCAACAGGAUCGUCCCCGCCAAGUCAGGCACCAAUACCGUUACAGCAGCAUAGCAGUGGGCAAGGUGGCAUUCAAGCACCUGUAAUACACCCAGAACACCCUAUCGAACAGGAAAUGAACCGGCUCAAUAUUCACGAGGAACCACCACCCGCAUACUCGAGCAUUGGAGGUGGGACCAGUACAGCCCAAGGUUAUCCUAACGAGAAACCGCGCCCAGUGGUGACUCAACCAACUCCGAGCACUGCUCCAGCGGAUCCAAGCAUGCAAUCACAUCCUGCAUUCGCCAAUGAUCCCCGGCAACAGGCUGGUCCUUCCAAUUUACAACCUGGUUCUACACCAGUACAGUAUGCCCAGGUAAAUUCUUCUCCAGCCCCUGGUCCUGGGCCUGCAUCUCCUCCUCCUCUACCAGAAGGGUGGAUCGCGCAUCUGGAUCAGAACUCUGGGCAGUACUAUUAUAUACACCUUCCAACACAGUCGACACAAUGGGAAUUUCCAAAAGGGCCAACUCCGCUCAACCUCAACGAGCCCAUGUCACCAGUUGGUACCUUUGUGAAUCCCCUGACGUCUCCUAGUACUAGCUCAUUUAGCAAGCCUCUGCUUUCUCCAGGUAUUACUACUCAACAUGCGACGUACCAAGAAAAUAUGAUGAGCAUGGCUGGCCUGGCCACCCCUACGACUACAGGGUUUACAGGUCCACCCCCCACAGCAGGUAUUGACAUGUUUAAGGUUGCACCUACGAAUGGUGUGUACUUUGGGCCAUACCUGCGCUACACCAAUAUGGAUAUUGAGCGUGGACUCUGGCUUGGCUCAAUUCUACUCGUCACUGAUGCUCCCCAACCGCCUACCAUUCAUAUUCACCAGAGUAUUGAUCUUUCCCCCAACCCUCGUCAAUUGAAAGCCAAUCCUAUAUACACUCACCAACGAUGGAUGUUCUACAGAUAUGACAUCGAUUUGAAAAUGGAGGAUGAUCAUGCGGCGAAAUGGACGUAUGCCAUUACAUCUCAUCUCGGCUGUACGCGAUAUGAAUUCUUGGUCGCGGGGCGUUAUGAGACUAGCUGGCGAUUCGUUGCGCACUCAGGCAACGACUUUGCCUUGAAUGUGAAUCAGAAUGAGCGCGCUAAGCUUGGUGGCGUAGGAUUCAUGUGGAAAGAUAUUCUGCAGAAACAUGCUGAAUGUGGAGGUUUCCACGUUCAAUUAGGCCUCGGAGACCAAAUUUAUGCUGAUCGAAUAUGGAAGGAAAUUCCUCUUCUCAAGCAAUGGACGGCGACGAGUGGCAAAGAGAUACGCAAAAAUGCCCCUUGGACAGCAAAGCAUGAAGAAGACGUCACACACGCCUACUUUCACUAUUAUACUAGCCACUUUGAUCAACCACAGCUACGAGAAGCUUUCGCUCAGAUACCUCACAUUCUGACCCUAGAUGACCAUGAUAUUUUUGAUGGUUUUGGCUCGUACCCUGAGUAUAUGCAAUUCUCUAACAUGUUUAAGAACAUUGGGAGGAUAGGCAUCGAAAUGUACUUGCUGUUCCAGCAUCAUACUACACUCGAAAUUCUCCGUAAUGUUAGUGGUGAUCAAGAUCUCUUCACCAUUACAGGAACUGGUUGGCACUUUGUAAAAUACCUGGGACCUGCUGUUGUCGUAGUCGGCCCAGACUGCCGUUCGGAGCGAAAUCCACAUCAGGUCAUGGCUGGUCCAACGUAUCAGGGGCUCUUUCCAAAGAUUGCGAUGCUUCCACAUAGCGUACAGCAUUGUAUAUGGAUGAUUCCGGUCCCGAUUGUUUACCCUAGACUCGAAUCCGUAGAGCACUUAGCUAGCACUAUGGCAACUGGCAAGAAGGCCGUGACUGGUACUUUCAACAUGCUAGGUAAAGUUACCAGUUCGAUGGCUGGGGUGGUAGGAGCGAAGAGUAUGGUCGGAGAUGGGUUCAGCUCAGUAAAGAAAGCGGUUGGAAAGUCCGGCCUAAUGAGCGGAAUCCUCAGUCCAUUCGGCGAUAUUGACAUGCUUGACGAGCUCCGAGAUCAGUGGACACAUGAUUCAAAGGAUCUCGAGCGAACCUAUCUCAUCCGCACAUUACAAGGCAUCGCACACAACAAGUCUCUCCGCAUGACUUUCCUUUCCGGGGAUGUCAACUGCUGCGGUGCUGGCCUUCUUCACGACCCGUCCAAGCCACAGGAUCACAAGUCCAUGUAUCAGAUCAUAUCGUCCUCGAUCGUCAACACUCCACCUUCUUCAUACGUACUUCGCCUCCUACACAAUAACAAACAGCUCUACGUCCCUGCCAACGGCCAUCGUAGCACAAAUGUCGUAUCUGAUACAAAAGAGGACAUGAUGGAGAUAUUCACUCAGGAUGUGAAUGGCCAACCACGAGAAAUGAAACGCCUUAUGGGCCGGCGCAAUUACGUGGCAUGCGUCGCUUAUGAUCCGGAUGUUGUACAUGGAAACUUCACAGGACAGCAAGCUAAUGGAGGCUCAGCUGGGAGACUGAGCAUCGCGGUCGAUUUUAUGGUCCAAGGGGAUGGGCAGUACAAUACGUCACUCAAGUUUGGUCCGAUUGUGAUCCCUGCCUUGGCAUAUGGGCAAUGAUUUUGAAACAUGCGGUAUGCAUGGCGCCCAACAUAGGGGCCAGCUUACAUCAGUUGGUGCUGUUGGGCACAUGGUAAUGACUAAAUGAUUUGGUGCACUGGCAUAGCGAGGUUUGCGAUAUCCCCUCAUUCUCAUUCCUGUUCAUCCUUUUCGGCACUUUUUGUCUCUCCUCAACCUUGUGGAGUCCGCAUAGGGUGUGCCUCUAUAUAGACGUAGCAGAUCAGCACAUUAGCAACCUUAGCAUAGUGACGAUAGCACACCUAUUCCUAAAUUCUUUCAAUACACGCCUCCGU
Messenger RNA from Pseudovirgaria hyperparasitica, 4239 nucleotides. RefSeq lists its product as uncharacterized. NCBI's taxonomy places the organism in Eukaryota, Fungi, Ascomycota, Dothideomycetes, Acrospermales, Acrospermaceae. The transcript has 5 exons. Gene Ontology annotation, molecular function: protein binding. The record is from RefSeq and is a predicted model, not a curated record. Bases 293 to 3946 code for a protein of 1217 amino acids. Gene Ontology annotation, cellular component: membrane.